This is a messenger RNA of Symsagittifera roscoffensis, 3339 nucleotides long. Its product is annotated as glutamate receptor ionotropic, delta-2-like. Gene Ontology annotation, cellular component: postsynaptic density membrane; plasma membrane. The record is from RefSeq and is a predicted model, not a curated record. Lineage: Eukaryota; Metazoa; Xenacoelomorpha; Acoela; Convolutidae. Gene Ontology annotation, molecular function: transmitter-gated monoatomic ion channel activity involved in regulation of postsynaptic membrane potential; glutamate receptor activity. Bases 179 to 3268 code for a protein of 1029 amino acids. The transcript is spliced from 10 exons. Gene Ontology annotation, biological process: monoatomic ion transport; synaptic transmission, glutamatergic; modulation of chemical synaptic transmission.
UUGCAAAGAAUUUGAUUCCUAAAUUAUUUUGAUCUCAUUCCAGCGCGGUUUAUCUACAAACACUGAUUCCAGUAUAAAAUAUUCAUUUUGCUUAGCUAUAUUCUAAUACUAGUUUUAAAUCUCAGAUUUUUGCAAACAAAAAUUUAUCAGGUCAUUGUUUGUCUUCUUCCCAGUUCUCAUGGAGCAACUAAUUAAAUUAAUUAUCAUAACCUUGUUAUCACUUUGCUCAAUUCUACCAUCACAACAAUUAGGCCAAGAAAGGUUUCUGAAGGUGAGCACUUAUUUCGAGGCCAGUGAGUUACAAUACGACACGACUAUUCGCGACUUUGCAGCCGAGUGGAAUGUACAACACAGUGUUUUCAAAGACGAAGUUCAGCUGGUAGAAGACAGCACAUAUCAGCUCUACUCAAGCCCUUAUGACGCGGUCAAAAACGCCAUCGGUCUCGUCAAGUCUGGAGGCCACGUGAUCAUAGCUGUCAGCAACUGUCAAUCAUCUGUUGCACUGAAAUCAUGGAGUGAUACUCACAACAUACCACUAGUCUUAAUGCCAACUGAACUUUGCAACCAAGUAGCCGAAACUCGAAAUACCGAAUUAAUUGACCAAUCAGAAAGCAGCAUUCAGAAAGCCAUCAAUUUAGGCACUACAUUAUCCAUGCAAUCUGCAAUUAAUGAACUUCAUUUUCCUGCAUUCGAUUUAGCAAUCAUGCUUGGUUUCACAAGAAUAGUUCUGAUCAUGGACGAUUUUCACUACUCACGUUUGUACAUAGAAUCCAACGCUAUCAAUUCAACAUUCAGAAGACAGUCUAGUUUCUUUGUUUACCGAAUGGACGAAGUGAAUGAUUUUUUCGACAAGGACGCAAAUAAUGCCGGCCAAGACAACUUCAUAAUUCUUGGAUCUCUCAAAUCAUGCCAAAGAUUCUUCUCCAAAGGAAACAAACACUCGCCUAUUUUGAAGAUCAAAUUCACCUGGAUCAUUUCAUGCACAGGUCUUACCGUUGAAAAUUUCAAUCUCUUGAGAUCUAGCAUGGCUAAAAUGUACUUAGUCACCAGUCAGCAAGACCUCUCGACGAAUGUUCUAGAACGUCUGAAAGCCUCGCUUCAAAACAUAACUCGAACAAUUGCCAUGUCCUUUGAGGAAAUGAACACCAGAUUCCCGACUCCGAUACCUGUCGAUUUUUCAGUCUACAACGGAUCAUGGAAAACUAUUCCAGAAUAUUCUAAGUGGGCAGCGGGUGUUGAACUGAUUCAGAACAUGAGGGAUCAUUUGAAAAAGGAAGAUCAUUCAAACCACGCGCACAGAAAUAUAUUCAACGUGUAUUACAGGAACAUCGAGCACAAGAAUUGGACCAAACUCGGAACUUGGAACCGACAAGGUGGUCUGGACUCCUCAAUCCUCUCCCACUACAAAUCUACUCUCUGGGACCCAAACCGAGUCUUGCGAGUUGUCACAGUCAUCGAACCGCCUUUUGUAUCCCAGGAAAGCGAUAGAUUACAAUAUCAGGAAAUCGGGUCUGAAGGCGUGAAGUACUACGGGUACUGCAUAGACUUACUAAGUGAGAUCAUGAGACAUUUGGGAUUGAGAUACGAGGUGUACAGUGCCAGUGCUUAUGGGUCUCUAAUUGACGACAACUGGAACGGAGCGGUGGGCGAAGUGGUAUAUGGGCGCGCUGACAUGGCAGUGAGUGGUAUGAUCAUCACUUCAGCUAGACAGGACGUGGUCGACUUCUCCUCUCGCUACAUGGACUACUCAGUUGGUAUUCUGAUCAAAAAGCAGUUCCAGACAGACGACGGAUUCGGAUUCCUCAACCCACUCACCCAGAACGUGUGGGUCUCAUUCUGUGCCCUUAUCUUCGCCGUCGGCCUAUUAAUGUACGCUUUGACCAGAAUCAGUCCCUCGGCUGAGAAUGUGAACGACUUGAGUGGCUUCACUGACUUGUCCAAGUUCAACAUGCGCAACUCCAUCUGGUUCAUGAUCUCCUCCAUCAUGAUGCAGGGAGUGGACAUACAACCGGCCACACCUUCAGGUCGAAUCAUAGGCGGAUUCUGGUGGUUUUUCUCUCUCACUGUAACUGCGAUGUACACGGCCAACUUAGCGGCCUUCCUCACUGUGAACAGAAUGGAGACCCCGAUAGACUCCCUGCAGAGCCUGGCCUACCAGAACAAGAUAUCCUACGGCACAGUAAUUAACUCACCCAUACAUCUAGACUUCAAAGAACAGGCCGAGAUGAUUCCCCUUUAUGAGCGCAUCUACGCGGCACUGGUGAAUGACUACAAGCCCAGUGACAACUUAGUGACCACAGCGGAGGAGGGAUUUGAGAAGGUGAAGAGUGGACGAUAUGCAUUCAUGUGGGACGAUGCCAUACUGCAGUGGAUUCAGACCAUACAUUGUGAAUAUAUAAGUGUGGGCAAGCCAUUCAUGAACAAAGGCUACGGCAUAGCUAUGACCAAAGGAAGUGGACUGAAAAAGAACGUCUCCUCUGCCAUUCUGAUGCUGCAGGAGGACGGGAGACUUGAGAAGCUCAGACAAAAAUGGUUCCUCAAUGCCACCGAGUGUGUCACAGGAACCAAGGACACAGACCAGGCCAGCGAGGAGGACACCAGUACAAGAGGUAUUGACCUCAGCAGUGUUAAGGGAAUUUUCUUCACUCUCAUGUUUGGAGUAUUUCUGUCCGUAUUCACAGUCUGUGGCGAAAUGUGGAUGGUCAGAAGCUGCAACAUUCAACCGAACAGAGAGACGAUUGAGGAUGAGUCGUUGCCGGACCCUGCGCAAGCGCGAUUAAAUGACGAUUCUUUUCCAUUUUUCAACACCAAUCGCCACCCGGUGGAAAAUGGAGUGUGGAAAAAGAGCAUUCAGUAUACUGAAGUACCAAACGAGGGCACCAGUAAUUUAUACAACGGAAUAUAUGCCACACCAUUUAGCCCAAAAAUGAAUGUUACUGUUACACAAAAUAACCACUACCAACUGCAGCCCUUUUACAAUUUGGGCAAUAGCAGCUUGCCUAAUGGUAGUUUCCAGCCAAAUCGGUGGAAUUAUGGUCAAAUUUUUGGAUCAUUGGAUCUCAUAAAUGAUCAAACAACUAUGCCUCUGAGACCCAAUGCAAUGCAAAGGAGACUAAUUGAAUCGCAAAACAGCGUGGAUCACAAUGGCUACCAAAUAAAUUCUGCAACUAGUAAUGGCGUGCACCGUCACCACAGCGUUGCAAAAACAAAAGAAAAUGUUUCGGCGAUUUCCACCGCUGAGCCAAAGCUGAUAUUUUACAACAGAUGAAGAACAACUUUUCAAACUGCUCGAGAGCACAAUUGCAAACUCAUUUUUAGAAAACGCUAUUUAAAAUAAAA